CGGACGACGUCGCGCAUGUCACGCAAAAAUUGGUUGGGUUUACGUGUGUUGCAGAACCACUGAACAAGUAAACAUAUAGGCAAUUGUCGCAUUGCAAAUUUAAAUUUUAAUACAAAACCCAGAAUCGUAACAAUCGCCAACAGAAGAUAUGAAUCGGUUUCUAAACCCGUGAAAAAUUAUGGCAAACAAAUUGUUUGGACGUGUUUGUUGCGUCGCUCUGUGCUGCGGAUUUCUCGACUCCAAUAGUGUGCGAGCGUUUGGUGUGUGUGAGUGCGUGAGUGCGAGCGAAACACAAACGCAAAGCGGAAAUGCGAAAAAGACAACAAAGGUAGCAAAAAUAAAAACAAAAGGGGGAGGAGGCAACAGGAGCCGGUGCAGCCAGAAAGAGCGAGACGGCAACAAACGGGGGCUAAUGAAAACGAAAUGUGAUUCAUUGGCUUUAUCAAUUGUACGAAAUUCCGGCAUUGUUUAGUCCUGGGCGACAAAUAAAUUAUGACAUAAUACAACAAAGGAGAAAUAACUGGAAGAAACUGGAGAGGCAAAUACCAAAAAAGCUGAAAGUGCGUGCUUGCGCGUGUUUUUGUGUGUGUGGGUGGCUUGAGUAUUUGAAAAUUGAGAAAUUCCAAACAAACAAAGCGGUAAAAAAGGAUAUGUGUAGCAAAGGAAAAACUCCAUAGUAAAACAACAAGUACAGUAGUUGCUGCUCCUUCUUAUUGCCCGCAAAAAUACAAAAUACAAUUCAAUACAAUAAAAACGCCGAAAAGCAAAGAAGCCAAAAGCAAAGCAAAGGCAAAAGCAAAGCGAAAGCGUACCAAAAACAAGGAGCAAAACGGCGGCAGAGAAAAAGCUUAGUAAGCUCGCUGCUGUUGCUUCUUCUUCUCUGUGUUUUUUUGUUGGCUCUUUAUUUUUAUUUUUUUGCAAACAAAAUGUAUAUGAUGCCCAAACAAGAAGAAGAAGAAGUCGGGAACGAGCAUAAUAGAAGGUAGAAAUUUGGAGGAAAUCGAAAUUUGCGUCGUUGCUGAAAUUCGUUUGUUCUCCUUACUCCCCCUGCCCCUUCGCCUUCUCAUCUCGUCUUUCGCUCUCUGUUUUUCUGAGCGCCUGAUUCUGUGCCUGUGUGUGUGCGGCAGGCGUAUCUGUGAGUGUUUUUGUGCAAAAAUUCGCAUACAUUUUAUAUAACAACAACUACCCCAAUAUGAUUUCCUUUAUUCAGCCGGCUUUUUUGCUUAUCUCCCAAUUUUCGGUUUGCUCAUACCAAAACUGAAAUUUAUAUAUAUUAAAAAAAAGUUCUAAACAAAGAAAUAAAGUUUUCGCUGGGCUGUAAACAAAUAAACGCCAUCGUACACAAAGGGAAAAAAAUUCGAAGACUUAGAAUUAUUCAUUUCGACUCAAAUAAAGCAAAUAUUACUCUAUUAUUAUUAUUAGGCAAAGCAAAGAACACAAAUGUAUAUCAUCAAUCACAAAAACAAAAUAUUAUAAAAUAUGUAAAUAUCCGUACGACUGCUGUUGUUUCUGUGUAUACAAAACAAAAAAGGGAAGCUUAAACUCGCACAAGCACUUUUUGCAUUUUUCUUUUGAUUUAUUGAAAUCCCUUUUUUUUCAAUUGUCAUACGUAUAAAAGUUUGUCUGCGAUUUGCUUUACUUUUUGCAAAACCUUUCAUAGUUGAAAUAGCAAAAACAACAACAACAUAAUAGUAAUGGCGACGAUGCCGAAAUACGUUUUAGCAUUCAUUUAUUCGUUUUUUUGGCGAGCUUUGGUUUGCCGCGCGAAUUCGCGCACUCGAGAUAGAAAUGUAUCUUGGAGAUACACGCGCCUUUUGUGGAAUUGAAAUUGAAAUGGGCCCCGCCGCCUUUUAUGUGGCAUCAUCACCGGCAUCAUCAUCAUUAUUAUUAUAACUAUUAUCAUUAUUAUGGUGAUGCGUGCGUUAUGGCAGCUGAAGAAUCUGAGCCGAAGAAUCUGCGAAUUUAUCGCAGCUUAACUCAGAGGAAACGCAAGAGGCAAGUACGAAUUUAAGGCCGAUAAAAGGAUAAUGGAGGAUGUGUCAUGGAAUGAGUAAGGGAUGACCCUUCAGCUGAAUUAAUGGUCCUUUUUCGCAUCAAGCUAUUUGUCAGUCAGUUCUAAAUAGAGUCGCACCUUAACAAAAUGUUCAGGUAUUUUAUCACUCAAAUUAAAGAUUUGCUAAAAAAUUUAUUUUUAACAUUGGCAUGAAAUUAACAAUUGCAAAGUUUAGUAUGUAGUUAAUCGAAAUUUUAGGCUUAACUUGAAUAUAUAUUAUAUAUAAUGUGAGGUAUAGGUAAAUAUAGAAUCCUUAGAAUGUGUACAAGGGCUCAUAAGUUCAAUUUAAACUAGGUCGACCAAUAAAAACAAGCUUAGAAAAAAACAUGCUAGCAAAGUGAUUGCAGUUUGCAAGAGAACACAAACCAAAGGAGCAAACAACUUUGGUUAGCUUUUGGGAAAACUUUUUGAACAACUUUAUGAAAAGUGUAAUCAAGUAAAUAAUAACGAAUAUUAAAAAUUACUUGAAACUUUAACUCAUCCCUGUAAAGUCUCGUUUUGAUUUGAUAGCACACACUGCAUGCUAAACAAAAGAUUUAAGUAAAAAUUUUUCGUUGAAGCUCAGUACAAAAUCGUCGAACAACUUUGGUUCGGCGUUCUUGGUUCUUUAACUGCCAAGCCCCACUGUUCUCCCAACUCAUCAAUUUUUCGAUUUGAGCGUUAACAAACAAAUGACAUCGGCGCCAGGCCAUCGUGUUGGCGGCAUGUUUGUGCGGACUAUUAAACAAAUUGCGUAUACGCACUGUUGCUCGCGUAAAAUAUUUAUGCGUGAGCCCAAAUAUAUUAGCAUACUUUUGUGUGUGUGCGUGUAUGUGAGGGUGUGCGUGGGUGUGUGCAUUAGAUUAGUAAAUAAAAUUCGGUGAUUUGAUUUCUACCCCGAUUUCCGUACAUUUCCGGAACCGAAAAUCGUAGUGAGGGCAGCAAUGAGAAAAUGCUCUUGGUAAUCGAAUUGACUGGAAGCGUGAAGAGCUCGUUAACGUUCCAAUAAUCGCGUCAGCCAGAAAGAUAUACAAAAUUACAAUCGCGGUUGGGCCAAGGAAAAGCGGCCUCAGCCCGAAAGCGGUGACCAAAAACGUCGGAUUGCAAUGUGUUUGUUUUACAAUCGACGCCUUUUUGUGAUUCAACUGAUUGAGAUCCUGCUGCUGCUGCUAACCGACCACAAUGGACGACUGACACUAACCAAGGAGUCAACAACAGUUGCCGCCGUCACCCAACCGAAGAACUCAACCGCACUCCUGCCGUAUCUGCAGAUCCAGAAGCACGCCAUCACCAGACUGACCAUCAGCAAACCCCAUUCUCCGUAUUAUCUGCCAUGCAUUCCCAUCCUCACUCCCUACGACUAUGAACAGGACAAUCUGCCCAUCUACUGCAGCUGGUAUCGCAAUGACGUGGUCGUCGAGCAAAUGUCCAUCCGCAAACAUGACUUCUUCAUCUACGAGAACGGAACACUCCGACUGCCCAGCAAUGAGAAAGCCAGCGGGGAGUACUACUGCAAGAUUGAGUGGGAUGAGGCGGCAGUUAUCUCCGACAAAAUCACAGUCGAGUAUCCAGUACUCAAGCGUAUAUUUCCUGGCCAGCAGCAGAUUGCCAACAUCAGUGCAGUGGAGAACAAACCGCUCGUGCUGAGCUGCCCCUUCUUUAGUGUUCCCCCCGCGAGAUUUAGCUGGUAUUUCGGCAACGAUUCCCUGACCAACGACAACAGCGCCCUCACCCUGGCCAAUGGUACUUUGAUACUGCGGAAUUUAAGGCUCGAACAAGCCGGCAAAUACAAAUGCGUGGCCCAGAAUGCGUUUGCCGGCAAGACGCACCGUCAGUUCACUUGGCAGUUGCGAGUGGAGCCCAAGGACUCGGCGUUUUAUCCCAACAACCAGGCGGAAAUUUCGGAGACGUCCGUUUCGGCGGCUCAACUCCUGCCGGCAUUUCAAAAUGCCACCGUUUUUGUGCCCUCCGGCGGGUCCUUUCUGCUGCAAUGCCACGCGGUGGCGGACUUUGUGCCCAUCGAGUGGUAUCUGCAGUCGCGAGACAACAAAAUGGUGCUCCUGAGCAACAACAGUGUAGCGCUGUCCAUCACAAAUGCGAGUGUUUCGCGCCACGAGGGACGCUACAGCUGCAUAACACCGCAGGAAACGCAAAGCUUUCAAGUGAUUGUGACCACUCCGCCGAGGAUAGUGAGUCGCCUGCCCGUCGAGGUGGUGUACAUUGGUCUGUCAAGGAUACUCAGCUGCCGGGCGGAGGGCAAUCCGGAGCCCAGUAUAACGUGGUACCACAACGGAGUCCAGCUGAACAGCUCGUACACCCGCUUCAUCAGCGGCAACGAGCUGCACAUCCACUCGUUCGAUCCGCAGGAGGAGGGCAUCUACCAGUGCGUGGCCACGAAUGUGGCUGGCGAGGAUUCGGCCACGGGUGAGCUGCGAUUCACACGGCAGCGCGAGGAGAUCAGUUCGCUGCAGAAUAUCCGCUGCUAUCCGCACAGCUUUCACGCCAUCAACAUCACCUUCGAUAGCCACCGCUUGACGUCGAUGUUCGUGGUCUAUAUUGUGAGGAGUAACCCGCACAGCUGGACCUCCUUUUCGCCCAUGAAGCUGAAUCAGACCUCCUAUGUAGUGAUAUCCACCAAUCUGCCGGUUUACGAGCCCUUUGCGCUCAUCACGCGGGUUUUGCUGCCUAUCACGGAGGUGAGAACUGGGACCUCGGUGCCCCAGCAGAUGAUUCUCAGCUCUUGGCGCAGUACGCCGGUCACCUGCUGCACACAAGGAUUGAUGCUUCGUCCCAUCGCCGUGGGCAACGACACCUUUGUAAAGUGGUCGCAGGGCCAAUUGGACAACAAGAAGUACUUCAUCCUGCAGUUCUCCAUUAAUCACACCGAUCCGCAUCCCACGCAGUUUCUGAAUGGAACCCUGCAAGGCACCCUGACUCCCGUGGAUGAGAAAGCCGACGAAGUGCGUCGUCAUUUGACUGUCAUCAAACCCUUGAAUGCAUCUGCAGCAGCCACUGUGUUGAAAAACGCCGAGCAUGAGCAACUGGAUAAUCAGGAGGACGACGCAGCGGUGGAAUUGGAGGAGGACAUUUACAGCAUGGUGGUGGAUGCCAGUGUGACAGGAUUGCUCCUGCAGCGAUUCACGCGCGUUAAAAUGAGAGUGCUGAUCAUCACCAGCGAGAAUGAGUUCCUGGGCCAGGACUUUCGCUACGUCCAGUGGAAGAUUAUCGAGAACGGCACUUCGGAGCAGUCGAAUAUGCCCUUUCGUCUGGUGACCAUUGAAUCGCGAGCUCUUGCCUUCAAGUUUCUGGACAGCCUGAAUGAGACUUGUGUGGUGGAGUGCCACACGGAGAUACAACCGCAAAUGUCCUUUCCCAGCCAGGAGUGUCUCGAGCGCAACAUUUCCAACUCGAUGCUUUUGGUCACAGGACUCAAAGCAGAUGUUCGUUACAAUAUGCAUUUCUACAACUGUAAGACGCGCAUUUUUUACGGAGAGAUAGACGUGAAGACCGAACAGGAUCCUCCUGGCACUAUAAGCAACUCAAAGUUGAUCAAGCAAAAUGGCCUGAAGCUGAUGUGGGAACCGCCAAUUAAUCCCAAUGGUCGGGUGCAUCACUACGAUAUCCGGUGGUCUUUGGAUAAUGUCACGCAUGAGGCUAUAGUGAAAGAGUGCACCAAAUGCUUUUAUAGGUUUCCAAACGUUUCGGAGGAGGCCAAAAUCCACGUGGCGGUCCGCGUGAUGGGCGACACUGGAGCGGGUGCUCCCAUAUACUUCGACAUGGUGAACAACAACCACACCUGGCUGGAAGUCGACAGAGAGACGUCCCAUUCGGAGGUUUACAGUGGCAUCGCCAUCGGCUCGCUGCUUUCGGUGGCCUGCGUUUUCUUCUUCGGACUGUUUAUAAUUUUCCAGCAGCGCAGCUUCAAGGCUCGCGCCCAAGGACCCACCCACCUGACCACGCCGACGGAUAUAAAUUUCGGUAAUUUGAGCAGUGCCUCCGGAAUGCCGGGGGACAGUGCCGGCGGUCUGAGUGGCGGCACGUUGCAGCAGGAUUGCCACGAGAUGCAGACACUUAUACCGCGCUCGCGUUACCACAUCGAACUGCUGCCGGAACACACGUUGGAAUACCAGACGAGCUCGGCGGCAGUGGCCGUUGUCCAUCUGGCCAACGGCAACGGGAGUGUCCAGGUGGCCAGGCGAUCGGAUCAGGAGGGCGCAGCUCCCGGGGACUUGGGCAUAGCCGGCGUGCACAAUCUGUCGCAAUUGCCGCUGUGCGGAGGCGGCGGGGGAACCUCGCCGGAGCGGAAGACCGUGCAGGACGCCAUGCUGCAGGAGGCAAAGGCGUUCUACAUACCCUACAGGCACACGCCACCCAAUGCCGUGGCUCUGGGCAGCUCCAAACAGUGUGCCGUGGCCAGUGGUUCUGAAUUGGAGGUUAUUGUGCCACCCAAUUCCCUGCCCCUGGUGACCACCAUGCCGGGGUUGGGUGUGGCAGGAGGAGGAGGAGGAGGCGGCGGAGGAGGUGGUGGAUCCAGCAGGAGGAGUGGGAGUCUGAGCAGCAGCAGUGCCAGCAGCAGCAGCAAUGGCAGCAGCAAAAAACAAUUCCACACCAAUUUCGUGAGGCACUCGAACUCCAACGAUGGAAUUUGCCUGCUGGCGGAGGAGGAGGCGGCUGCCACAUUGACACCCACCUCGGAGAGGGAAUACGCGGCCGUGUGCCUCACCAACGGUUUCAAGCUGCCCGCCGAUGUGGCGAAGGCGGGCGGUGCCUACACAACCACCACCACCACGAACAACAACAAUAGCAGCAGCAACGGCAGCAGCAGCAAGAACAGCAGCAGCAAGAGCAGCAGCAGCACCAGCCAGAAGUCGGCAACUGGCAAGGAGCGCCAGCCGCGAGGCAAUGGCAAUCCGAUCUCGUUCAGCCACAAUGCAUCCAUAGUUCCUGCCAACGGGCCAGCGUCCGUUAACCAUUCGACAGGGGUCAAGCAGUCCUGGCCAGCGGCGACGGUGGUCCAUCGACGGGCCCAGGUGGAUCCCAAUGGGUGAAGCAAGCAGUAUUUUUAUGAAGCUACCACAUAGAAGCAAGCAAAGCAAAACAAAACAUAACAAAACAAAAACAAAUGAAAGCGAGAAUUACGUAAUUACAUUCACAGCUCGAAACAUUCCAAAAGAAGAUAUAUGUAUGUAUGUAGACAUGGAGACGAGAGGUCACUGUACAGGUGGCGUCGUUAGCAUUUAUAAAGAGUACAUUUUAUAAAUGUAAAUAUUCAGUAACUGAAACUAUGGAACUAUGGGAGAAAUGAUUAAUUAAGCUGAUAUUUAUACACACACGUAUACAAACAUGUACGCUAAGUUGUAUGCUAUACUUUUGUAUUUGUUUAGUUUUUGUUUGUUUUUUUCGUUAAUUGAGGCUAAUUUUUACUCGUAACUUCUCUUACACAUAAACAUAAUUUAUUGUUGCUUUCGAUGCACACCCACACACACACACAUGUAAACACACAGAAAUAUACAUACAUAGCAAUAGACCGCGCAGCCCGCAAGUAUGCAUUACAAUAUUUGUCGCCGAUAAUUACUACGUUUAACAAUUGCUAGCAAUUGCCGCAAAAAAAUUCAAUUACACUGAUACAGUAGAAAUACAUACGCAAACAGAACAGCCAAAAAACCACAAACACUGCAAUAGCCCACACUCAACCAUCCAACCAACCAACCAACCACUCACUCAAAUACCACAAUAGUCACAAGUGUUCACAUCGAUUCCGAUUUAAAACGUAAUCUAUUCAAUAAUAUUUGUAAUUUUAUUUUAUUUAUAUAUUUGUAGACUUUUUUAAGCGAAGUGUUUAAUGUUUAAUUUCCGCAUAUUUACUGCUGCAUUUUGUUUUGUUUACACAACCGAUAUAUCAAAUGUACCUGAUUAUAUUCAUUUUGCAUUCUUGUUUUUGUGCUCUCGUCCUCAAACACAUUCACUCUAUCCCCCAAAAACAAUUCCAGUUUGUGCACACAGCCAAUAUUGCAUAACUUUAUAAUAAGCCACUAGAUCCAACCUAUUGCGAACCGUACUGUAACAUAUAUGAAAUUCACCAAUCGUACCUCGACAGAACCUGUAGCUACGCCAAAUGAAAAAACAAAAACACAUGCCCCGAGCUCCUGCUCCUUUCCACUGAUAUUAUUUUUGAUAGGGUUAGGGAAAGCUGAAGCAGUGGCCCACAACGAGUAUUUGUCGAGUAUGAAGAUGUAUUUUGUGAACUGUUGUCCGCCGUGAAACGAGAUGCAAAAAUUGUUACGAGAUUCAGAAACAAAACCGUACACACAUACACACCCCAAAAACCCAACUAUAGAAGAUACAUUCCACAGGCGUAUGCAAGUCACAGAUACACAACACACAGACACGUUUAAAGGAUUAACAGAAAAUACGAAGAAGUAUAUAUAUAUAUAAACAUAUAUAUAUUCGAUGUGAAUGAAAUGUGUUUGAAAACUGUAACUGUAUACGUUUUAGAGUCUAAGUGCAAUACCAACAAAUAAUUAAAAUAGCAAAAGGUAACCUUUAAGAUCCCUGAGGCAGAACAAAACCAACAACUAUAAACAAUAGUACCUUUCCACUCAAGCAGAAGCAACGCUCAAAGUAGACUCACGUCGAACCCAGUUAGUUGCGAUUUCCAGCCCAACUUAGGCCAUCCGUAAAUAAACAAUCUAGUUUGUGUUCAAGGUGAAUAAAGCCGCAGACUUUGCAUUUACGAGUCGCCAAAAGAAGUCUCGAUUUGUGUAGCCGAAUAGUUUAACAGUUUACAAACGAAUGGGCAUGCAAAAAAAAAAACAAAGCCACAAAAUGAAAAUUAACCUACGAAAAGCAUUUAAAUACACACAAAGUAUAUUCCGAAAGAACAACUCAAAAUUCCUACAAAACAAAAUAAUAAAACGAAAAAAGAAAAUCAAUUUUAAACGUAACGAAAAUUAAGAAAACGAAAAUUAACUAAAACUAUUAUAUGCAGCAAAAGGCAACAAGAAAAUUUAUGUACUAAAGUUAUAUUAUUAGACGUAAGAAAUCUAUAUAAAUGUACGUGUUUGGAAAGGAAAAGGAAAUACGAGGAUAAAAAGCGGAGGAGAAAUGGAGAAAUUAAGUAAAAUAGCUGCGAUUGUGAUCGCCGUGUAAGUGGAUGUGAUAAAUGUUUAAAUUAUUUAAGCGCAAAAACAAUAAAGAGAUAAAGAAAUUAAAUAUUAGGAAGACAUAGAAACGCGUAUUGCGAUUUUUGCAACGGUUUUUGGCCAACGGAAACCACUCAAUAACUAAGAGUCCACUAAAAUUGUAAGCAAACAAUUAUUAUGUUCUUAUCUUUGGCAAAACUGCUGCUCCUAGCACACUCUCUACUAAGUCUACUCAUAAAAACCUAAAAUUAAAUAUGCGUUUAAUUUUAUUUAUGUAUUUUUAGUUCGCAUUUAAGUCCACGUUUUGUAUACCUCAUUAGUAGAGUGGCAAACAACUAAAUUUUAUAACGUAUUUAGGCUUGGUUUCCUCGUUUUUCAAUUAGAGCAGAAUAUUUAAACUAUUCAUAACUGAACAAACGAACUAAUGUAUUUUUUAUGCAAUUUACAUGCAUUGUACAUGCAGGCGAAAUUAAUUAUUUGAAGCAACAAAGCUGCCAACGAUCCGUGUUAAAGAUUUCGAUGCAAGUAAAUUGGCAACCACCAAACAACCAGGCCAAAUAUUGACAAGAAAAAUUGGCACUGCUAAAGAGUCUAAGAGAAGAAUGUCGAAAAUGUUCGUUUAGGAAAACAGAAGAUAAGGCGAAGAAGAAAUGAAUGCAACCUUAACUAUUGGAAAAUAUACUACAAAAUAAGUUAUGAUGGAAAACAU
This is a messenger RNA of Drosophila ficusphila, 9883 nucleotides long. RefSeq lists its product as uncharacterized. Lineage: Eukaryota; Metazoa; Arthropoda; Insecta; Diptera; Drosophilidae. Gene Ontology annotation, cellular component: cell-cell junction. Gene Ontology annotation, biological process: cell-cell adhesion. The transcript is spliced from 11 exons. Bases 3139 to 7080 code for a protein of 1313 amino acids. The record is from RefSeq and is a predicted model, not a curated record. Gene Ontology annotation, molecular function: cell adhesion molecule binding.